AUGGUUUCAACAGGCAUUCCGCUAGAUACCGCCGCUAUCAUUUCAACAGCGCUGGAAGGCAUCUUAUACGGCUUUUCAGUUCUCAUGUUUAUGGGUACCAUGUGGGUAUCAAUCUACCACAAACCUAGUACAAAUCACCCGCUCGCUUUGGCGGCAAUCCUGCUGUUGAUACUGAGUACUGCACACUUGGUCAUAGACAUCAUUCGUCUCGAAGAUGGAUUUGUCAAGUAUCGCGACACCUUCCCUGGCGGACCAGUGGCGUUCUUCCAAGACAUCAGCCAGCCAACAUUUGUGACAAAGAACCUAAUAUAUGCCUUACAAACUAUGAUUGGCGAUGGGGUGGUGAUUUAUCGCUGUUAUGCCGUUUGGCAAUCCCUUUGGGUGAUCAUCCUACCAAGUAUAUUGUGGUGCGGCUCCUCAGUGGCUGCUUUAAUCGCGCCCUACUACGCUUCGCAGGCAACUGGCGGAAAUAUCUAUACCAAUCAGACUGCACAAUGGAUCACGGUGUUGUUUGUCUUAACACUUUCAACCAAUCUGAUAAGUUCAGGAUUACUCGUGUAUCGCAUCUGGAUGACUGAACGCAGAGUCUCUGCAAAUCGUGCUACAAAUGGCACCAUGAUGCCUAUCGUGCACGUGCUCAUAGAUGCCGCUAUCAUAUACUCUGCAGCCCUGUUCACCAUACUAAUCUGUUUCGUCUGCGCGAACAACGCUCAGUUCAUCAUGCUAGACAUGAUCAUGCCAAUCAUCUCGAUUGCCUUCUGCAUGGUAUUGAUUCGCCUUACACCCAGGAAAAUCACUCCAAGUUACUUCCCGACUUUUAGCAUGGAAAUCAACGAGAGGGAAAGAAGAGAUUCGCAGCAAUAUCCUAUGAAGCCUUUGCAGGUCCAUGUAUCCCAGUGGAUACAUAAUGACGGUAUGGAGUAG
Messenger RNA from Suillus subaureus, 924 nucleotides. RefSeq lists its product as uncharacterized. Lineage: Eukaryota; Fungi; Basidiomycota; Agaricomycetes; Boletales; Suillaceae. The coding region runs from base 1 to 924 and encodes 307 amino acids. The record is from RefSeq and is a predicted model, not a curated record. The transcript is spliced from 7 exons.